GUUUGGCCGCCGCCGCCGAGAACCGUUUGAGGAGCCGCCGCCCGAGAAGCGGGGAGCCCGGGCCCCGCGGCUGCCAUGGGGAACCGGGGGAUGGAGGACCUGAUCCCGCUGGUGAACAAGCUGCAGGACGCGUUCAGCUCCAUCGGGCAGAGCUGCCACCUGGACCUGCCGCAGAUCGCCGUGGUGGGCGGCCAGAGCGCCGGCAAGAGCUCCGUGCUCGAGAACUUCGUGGGCCGAGACUUUCUUCCCCGUGGGUCUGGAAUUGUCACCCGACGUCCUCUUAUUCUUCAGCUAAUCUUCUCAAAAACAGAAUAUGCAGAGUUUUUGCACUGCAAAUCCAAAAAGUUCACGGAUUUUGACGAGGUUCGGCAGGAGAUCGAAGCAGAGACAGACCGGGCCACAGGAACCAAUAAAGGAAUCUCUCCCAUUCCCAUCAACCUGAGAGUAUAUUCACCACAUGUGCUGAAUCUGACGUUGAUCGACCUUCCGGGUAUCACCAAGGUGCCGGUAGGAGACCAGCCCCAAGAUAUUGAGUACCAGAUCAAGGACAUGAUCUUGCAGUUUAUCAGUCGAGAAAGCAGCCUGAUUCUUGCGGUGACUCCAGCCAACAUGGAUCUGGCAAACUCGGAUGCUCUUAAAAUGGCUAAAGAAGUAGAUCCUCAAGGCCUACGGACAAUUGGAGUGAUCACCAAACUAGACCUGAUGGAUGAGGGCACCGAUGCCAGAGACAUCCUGGAGAACAAACUGCUUCCUUUAAGAAGAGGCUACAUCGGCGUCGUUAACCGGAGCCAGAAGGAUAUAGAAGGCAAGAAGGACAUCAGAGCAGCGCUGGCCGCAGAGCGGAAGUUCUUCCUUUCUCACCCAGCCUACAGGCACAUGGCAGAUCGAAUGGGCACACCUCACUUACAGAAAGUCCUCAACCAGCAACUGACCAACCACAUCCGUGAUACCCUGCCCUCGCUGCGCAGCAAGCUGCAGAGCCAGCUGCUCUCCCUGGAGAAGGAAGUGGAGGAAUACAAGAACUUCCGCCCCGACGACCCCACACGGAAAACCAAAGCCUUGCUACAGAUGGUCCAGCAGUUUGGGGUGGACUUUGAGAAGCGAAUUGAAGGCUCAGGAGACCAAGUGGACACACUAGAACUCUCUGGUGGUGCCAGAAUUAAUCGCAUCUUCCACGAGAGAUUCCCCUUCGAGCUGGUGAAGAUGGAAUUUGAUGAAAAGGACUUGAGGCGAGAAAUUAGCUAUGCAAUUAAAAACAUCCACGGCAUAAGGACGGGGCUUUUCACACCAGACUUGGCAUUCGAGGCCAUUGUGAAAAAGCAGGUGGUGAAGCUGAAAGAGCCUUGUCUGAAGUGUGUCGACCUGGUUAUUCAGGAGUUAAUCAAUACAGUUAGACAGUGUACCAGUAAGCUUGGCUCCUACCCCAGAUUACGAGAGGAGACCGAGAGGAUUGUUACCACUUACAUCAGGGAACGGGAAGGAAAAACAAAGGACCAGAUUCUACUAUUGAUCGACAUUGAGCUCUCCUAUAUCAACACUAACCAUGAAGACUUCAUUGGAUUUGCCAAUGCCCAGCAGAGGAGCACCCAGCUGAACAAGAAAAGAGCCAUCCCAAAUCAGGGUGAGAUAUUGGUAAUCCGCAGGGGCUGGCUGACGAUUAACAACAUCAGCAUAAUGAAAGGAGGCUCCAAGGAGUACUGGUUCGUGCUGACUGCAGAGUCUUUGUCCUGGUACAAAGAUGAGGAGGAAAAGGAGAAGAAAUACAUGUUGCCCUUGGAUAAUCUGAAAAUCCGGGAUGUGGAGAAGGGCUUCAUGUCUAACAAACACGUCUUUGCCAUCUUCAACACGGAGCAAAGGAAUGUGUAUAAAGAUCUCCGUCAGAUUGAGCUGGCCUGUGACUCCCAGGAAGAUGUGGACAGCUGGAAAGCCUCCUUCCUCCGGGCUGGUGUUUAUCCAGAGAAAGACCAAGUGGAGAAUGAGGAUGGGGCCCAAGAGAACACCUUCUCCAUGGACCCGCAGCUGGAGCGCCAGGUGGAGACCAUCCGCAACCUUGUCGACUCCUACGUGGGAAUCAUCAACAAGUCCAUCCGGGACCUCAUGCCAAAGACCAUAAUGCACCUCAUGAUAAACAAUACCAAGGAUUUCAUCCACUCGGAGCUGCUGGCCUACCUGUACUCCUCCGCAGACCAGAACAGCCUGAUGGAGGAGUCGGCCGACCAGGCGCAGAGGAGGGACGACAUGCUGCGGAUGUACCAUGCUCUGAAGGAGGCCUUGCACAUCAUCGGGGACAUCAGCACCAGUACGGUCUCCACGCCGGUCCCGCCGCCCGUGGAUGACGCCUGGCUGCAGAGUGGGAGCAGCCCGACGCCCCAGCGCAGACCUACCUCCACCGUGCUGCCGCCAGGCAGGCCCCCAGCUGUGAGGGGCCCAACUCCAGGCCCCCCUUUGAUCCCUGCCCCUGCAGGGAGUCUCUCUUCCUUUGUGGCUCCCCCCAUCCCCUCGCGUCCUGGACCUCAGAACGUAUUUGCUGCUAAUAACGAUCCCUUCUCAGCCCCUCCUCAGAUUCCAUCACGGCCGGCACGCAUUCCGCCUGGCAUUCCCCCGGGCGUGCCCAGCAGAAGACCCCCCGCAGCGCCGAACCGGCCAACCAUUAUCCGACCGGCUGAGCCCUCCUUGCUAGACUAGCCCCCUGGGGGGCUGCUAGUGACUCCUGUGUGCCUGGUGCGGCUGCCCCACACCUGCUGUCUGGGGCGGGGAGGAAGAGGGGAAAUCCCCCCUCGUCUCCCAUGUCUAAUUUCUUGUUUAAAAAAACCUUACGACUGUGAUCAGCUCUGCAGAGUGGUUCUAGCCAAGGCCAAUUCCUGUUAGCCUGGUGGACUCUUUCUCUGGGAUGGGCGCAGCAGGCUCCUUCCUUGUAAAUACCAAUGGCAUCUGUUAAGGGCAGUCGCUGUGUUCCUUGUCCUGAUGGCCCUCCCCUCUCCCCACAGCUCUCUGCUCUUUCCCAGCUAGGAAGUGGGUAACUGGCAUUACACUCUGGGGGGUUGGUUCAGGAGAACCACCACCCCUCGGAACGAAUACCCCAGCGCAACUCAGCGCCCCCACCACCGCCACGAUGUAAUAAAAAGCAGAGGAUUCUAUUUUGGGGGUUGACUUUUGCACUUUGUUGAAUAACACACAAUGAACCCCAGCUGGGUUCUUGCCUUGGGAUCGUCUGAAUGUAGGAAGUAGAGACGGGAGUUCUGAAAGGCAGUUGAAACAGACUGUCCUAUUUCUCUCUGUGCACAGAAUCUCCUUAAACUCCUGCUAGUCAGGCUGAUCCGAUUUCUGUCUCUGGCUCUUCUUCCACCCCCCUCAGCCAGCCAGAAUUGUUUUGUAUUGUUAAUAUAUUCUAUAUAAAACACUUAAUGAUUUCCCCCCUCCCCGAGGCCCUUCCCUAAACUUGAUUGCUAAUCUGAUCAUAGGCUAUAUUUCAGUUCUAUAGCGUGGAGGAAGAUUUAUAUAUGAGAAA
This is a messenger RNA of Emys orbicularis (European pond turtle), 3508 nucleotides long. RefSeq names its product dynamin 2 (gene DNM2). Gene Ontology annotation, molecular function: microtubule binding; GTPase activity; GTP binding. Gene Ontology annotation, biological process: synaptic vesicle endocytosis. Bases 76 to 2685 code for a protein of 869 amino acids. The transcript has 21 exons. The record is from RefSeq and is a predicted model, not a curated record. Gene Ontology annotation, cellular component: microtubule; synapse; membrane. Lineage: Eukaryota; Metazoa; Chordata; Testudines; Emydidae.